This is a messenger RNA of Mya arenaria, 2063 nucleotides long. RefSeq lists its product as uncharacterized. NCBI's taxonomy places the organism in Eukaryota, Metazoa, Mollusca, Bivalvia, Myida, Myidae. The coding region runs from base 191 to 1873 and encodes 560 amino acids. Gene Ontology annotation, molecular function: protein binding; ubiquitin-protein transferase activity. Gene Ontology annotation, cellular component: nucleoplasm; chromatin. The transcript has 2 exons. Gene Ontology annotation, biological process: positive regulation of DNA-templated transcription. The record is from RefSeq and is a predicted model, not a curated record.
UUAAACUUGUCCUAGCCAUGGCGGUUCACAAAUAUGUGAAUUGCUAUUUAUUAAGGCUAAAUAUUUUAUUGAAGACUUUAUAAAACAAUCAUCGAAAUGGAAUAUAAUAUGUUGAUAUUUUUUAGACAGUUUAACUUGCUCUUGUUUUAUAAUAUCAAUUAGGAGUGACAUAACAAUACAAAGAAGAAGAAUGGCCACUGGAGAUUCAUCCAUUUAUAAGGGAUCUGACCUUAUUCAUGACUUCAGUUGUUCCAAGUGCGAGGAAGAUAAUUUAAACACUGAAGCUCAGCAUUUCUGUCCACAGUGUGAACAUUAUCUGUGUGCAAAGUGUGUGAACAUGCACAAUGGAUAUCAUAAGGCACAUAUUGUUUAUGGUCGUGAAGAUAUUCAGAAAUGGGCGGGGUUUUCCAUGAACAAAUGUGACCAACAUGGGAACAAACUGGAGGCCAGCUGUGAUGAUGACCAGGAAUUGUGUUGCAGUGUAUGUGUGGCUCUUAACCACAGACAGUGUAGCAGCAUCAGUCACCUGCCUGACCUGGCCAAAGGCUUCCUGAAAACAGCAGACUUCAUACAGCUGCCAGCAGCAGUGGACGAAAUGAGGAGCAGACUUGAUGAGCUCAAGAGCACAAGAACGAAAGAUCAAACCUCACUAAAGGACUCGUACCGGAACGUCCUUGCUGAAAUAAAGGCUCUCCGCAAAAAGAUUGACCAGAUUCUGGACCAGCUCGAGAAAAAGACAAUUGAACAGUUGGAUAGUUUGAUGGAAGAUUUAGAGAAAAGUCAAGAAGAAGAUUUGGACAUGUGUGCCGAUAUGCAAGAUCGACUCAAGACCUUGAUUGAUAAACUUCAGCAGGCUACUGGCAAGCACAAAGAGAUUAAUUCUUACAUUGGAUUCACAAAAUGCCAGACCAAGUUGAAUGAAGCAAAGACUGUGGUGCAAGAAAUUCAGAGAAGACCAAAAGAAUGCAUCAGGUUCAAUUCUGAUGAAAGUGUCAAACCCUUUCUGAAAAUCUUCAAUCACAUUGGCUAUGUCGAUAGUGUUUAUUCUAUUCCUAAAAAAACAGAUGUUGGGCAUGUGUAUAAUGCACAAAGUUCAACUUUUUAUUCUGUAAAAAUAGAAAAAGAUCCAUAUUGCUGCAAUAUUGUAGGUAUAUGUGUGUUGCCCAGUGGAGAUCUAGUUAUUGUUGAUCGAAACAACAAGAGAGUGAAGCUUCUGAACGAGCAGUACAAGGUCAUUGGUCACUGUGAUUUUCCUACUCCUCCACAACACUUACUUCACACUGCUGGCGAAGAGAUUGCUGUUGCUGUUAGUUAUGGGUUUUUGAAUGAGGUCCACUUUCUCACGGUGACCAGAGGGCAGCUACAGCCAGGGAGAAAGUUCACCAUAGACCAUAAGUGCUACUCCAUUGCCCACCACCAGGGCCAGCUAUAUGUGGGCUCUAGUGAUACCCUGUACCAGUACACCAUUGAUGGUCAAAUGAUUAGGAAAAUUUAUGAAUACAGCUCUCACCCCUUUUCAGAGUUCAUGUGUGCUGUUAGUCCUGAUGGGGAGAGAAUCUAUGUCACUACUAGUGAUAAAAGUGAAUUAAUAACACUGGAUAAAGGUGGCCAAGUGUUAUCUACAUUAAAAGAUCCUGACCUACGAGCACCAAAUGGAGUAUGUGUAAGCCCCAUUGGUCAUGUGUUUGUGUGUGGGUUUGAGUCUCACACUGUCUUACAGGUGGACAGAGAAGGGAGAAAGAAGCUGGCCACAGUGGCCCGGAAGGCUGAUCGCUUACGUCAUCCUUUGUCAGUGUGCUUCAGUGAACGAACCUCCUGCCUCAUUAUUGGGAAUAAUGACAGUAACAAUAUUACUGUUGUCAAGCUGUAUUGAACUAUGCAUUUUUAAUAAUCAUUAUAUGUAAAUGUUAAUCUGAAUGUAAUAUGAUGUAUUUGUGGCAAUACAGUCUUUUAUUGAUUAUCAUACAUGUGUCACUUAUUUUGACUAUUGCCAUUGUAACUAUUAUAUAGUCCUACAUCAUAUUAGAAUGUAUUUUUAAAUAUACAAUUUUAUAUGUUUUGUA